CACCCGAUUGGUCAACAAGGCGGAAAUUCGGAAAACAACCCGGAAGUGUGAGCGGCAAAUGUCCGCGGCGCGAAAACAUAAAACGAGGCGGUGCUGUCGACGAUCGCUCGACUUCCACAAGUCGAUGCUCGUCAUUCUUGCUCGGCCAUGUGCGAAAAGAUGCAGAAGGUGAACCGCUGGCUGGCGGCGGCGUUGGGCGACGAGGCGGUUCCUCAGUUCGAGGUGACCGCGAGGACGGUGGACAUCUUGGAGCAGCUCGCCCGGUCCAGCGAGUCUCGAUGCCGACACGCCCGCCUGCUCGCUGAAGACCGAAGACAAAAAGCGGCCGAGUACCUGGCCGACGGCGCUCACCUGCAGGACGUUCUGGUCCAAGGUUUGGGCAUGUCCUUCGCCAGCCUACCCAAGGCCUGCGUGGACUACGUGUCCUCUCUGGUGGACAACUCGCUGGUCCUGGCGGUCCGAGACACAUCGCUCUGCAGUUUGAUGCCGGCGCUGAACCGUCUGACCGGCGAGCUCCUGGAGGCGGAGAAGUCCGAGACCCAGUUGGACCGGGAGCUCCUCAACCUCAGGAAGAAGCUGAGCGCCGCCCUGGUGCUCAGGGGACAACUGCAAGCGGACAUGAGCAAAACACGGCAGGCUCAAAUGGUGGAGAGCGCCAAAGCCGAGGAGCAUCUGCUCAACAUGGACUUUGUCCAGGCCAAGGCCAAAGAAAUCCAGAGCAGACGGGAGGCCCAAGAGGCUCAGCUGGCUUCCAGGAACAUGAAGGAGUCGCUCAGCCAUGGCGCUCUGGUGGGACUCUCUGAGGAAGUGAACGUGCUCAAAAAGCAAAUCGGGUCCCUCAAGAAGAACCUGGAGCCUUUCGUGGACCUCAGCGCGAGCCCGUCUCUCGCUCGAGUCAAAAUCGAAGAGGCUAAAAGAGAACUGGCGGCGCUCGACUCCCAGCUGGAGAUGCACGUGGACUUCAAGUGAUGCUGAGAAACGAGACUCGAAGCAACGCGAUGACACUCGCGGAGGCAAAAAAUGUCAAAUGGGAAGAAGCGUUUCAAGUCACUUCUGCAGAAGAAACCAAAUUUGUGACUUCAGCAACACUUUUGAAAACCAUUUGGCCUAAUGUGAGAGAGAGCAGCUUUAAAAAAUUUAGGUUGAAAUAAAUGUUUGUGAAAAACUCUUCUGAAAUAUUGUAACGUGAAGAAUUUUGAACUCAUUCGCAAAAUUUAACAGUUAAAAAACGCUGUCCUGUCAGUAUGGUGAUAGUCUACAUGUGUUGCUCCCCCGUUUGUGUUCGGACGUCUAUUGCUGAUAACAGGAUCUCCAACAAUGUCGUAUGUUAGCCUGUCAAUGGCGUGUUCCAUUAUGCUUAGCAUUAAGCUAGCAGGGACAUUCCGAUGGGACAUUCCGAUGGGACAUUGUUGUGUGAAUUGCAUGCGAUUUGUUUUUUUGUUGUUGUUUUAGGUCAAUUGUCAAUUGCUGCCGGCAGCGGCAAUAAACGGCUUAAAGAUUU
Hippocampus zosterae (dwarf seahorse) is the source of this 1501-nucleotide messenger RNA. RefSeq names its product HAUS augmin-like complex, subunit 1 (gene haus1). Gene Ontology annotation, cellular component: HAUS complex; cytosol. The transcript has 9 exons. NCBI's taxonomy places the organism in Eukaryota, Metazoa, Chordata, Actinopteri, Syngnathiformes, Syngnathidae. The record is from RefSeq and is a predicted model, not a curated record. Gene Ontology annotation, biological process: spindle assembly; centrosome cycle. The coding region runs from base 148 to 969 and encodes 273 amino acids.